Molecule: messenger RNA, 1635 nt
Organism: Fusarium venenatum
Lineage: Eukaryota; Fungi; Ascomycota; Sordariomycetes; Hypocreales; Nectriaceae
Product: general substrate transporter
Biological process (GO): transmembrane transport; carbohydrate transport
Cellular component (GO): membrane
Molecular function (GO): carbohydrate:proton symporter activity
Source: RefSeq, a predicted model, not a curated record
AUGCCUAUUGGCAAUAUUUACGUGAUCGCCGCUACUUCGGUAGUAGGCGGCGCACUCUUUGGCUUCGACAUCUCCUCCAUCUCUGCCCAGCUGGGCGAGAACUCUUAUAAAUGCUACUUCAACCAAGGUCCCAAAGGCCCACCAUUCAACGAUGACCUGGACUGCAGUGGCCCAACAUCGUUGAACCAGGGUGGUAUUACGGCUAGUAUGGCCGCUGGUUCGUGGCUUGGAGCGCUAUGCUCUGGCAUUCUCAGCGAUCGUCUUGGAAGAAAAUAUUCCAUCAUGGUUGGUUGUAUUAUUUGGACAAUUGGCUCUAUUAUUUCCUGCGCCUCGCAAAACAUUGGGAUGCUAGUCGUUGGUCGUAUCAUCAACGGUCUCGCCGUUGGUAUCGAAUCUGCUCAAGUCCCCGUUUACAUUGCAGAGAUCUCGCCUCCUUCCAGGCGCGGUCGCUUCAUCGGCAUGCAGCAAUGGGCCAUCACUUGGGGUAUCCUGAUCAUGUACUACAUCUCCUACGGCAGCGCCAAUAUUGGCGGGCGCACUUCAGCCGACUACUCUACCGCUGCGUUCCGUGUUCCUUGGGGUCUACAAAUGGUUCCUGGCAUCUUCCUCUUUUUCAUGAUGAUGCUUCUUCCCGAGUCGCCGAGAUGGUUGGCCCGGAAGGAUCGUUGGGAUGAGUGUCAUGCUGUACUCACGCUUGUGCAUGGACAUGGAGAUCCGGAUCAUCCAUUUGUAGCUCUUGAGUUACAGGAUAUCAAGGACAUGUGUUCUUUCGAGGCCUCGAUUGCUGAUGUUACGUACUUGGAUCUUUUCAAGCCCAACAUGCUCAACCGGACUAUCAUUGGAGUGUUCACUCAGAUCUGGUCUCAGCUUACUGGCAUGAACGUUAUGAUGUACUACAUCUCAUAUGUCUUUUCGAUGGCAGGCUACAAGGGAAAUGCCAAUCUCCUCGCCUCUUCUAUCCAAUACAUCAUCAACGUCCUCAUGACGAUUCCCGCUCUUCUUUGGAUGGACAAAUGGGGACGUCGCCCAACUUUCCUCAUUGGUGCUGCUCUCAUGUGUACAUGGAUGUUCACCAACGCAGGUAUCCUGGCUGCUCACGGCACCGUCAUUCCCAAAGACGAGCGCGACUCGCCUCAAGUAUCUAUGAGCGUCGGGGGAGGCGCUGCAAAAGGUCUUAUCGCAUGUACAUACCUCUUUGUCGCUUCUUACGCCCCAACCUGGGGUCCUGCCUCCUGGACAUACCCUCCCGAGCUAUUCCCUCUUCGUCUUCGAGGAAAGGGUGUUGCUUUCGCUACCUCAUCCAACUGGGCUUUCAACACUGCUCUGGGUCUUUUUACACCUGUGGCUUUUGAGAACAUCACGUGGAAGAGUUAUAUCAUCUUCGGUGUUUUCAACGUCGCCAUGUUUGUUCACGUCUUCUUCAUGUUCCCCGAGACAGCUGGAAAGACACUUGAAGAGACUGCUCAUAUCUUUGAGGACCCUAACGGUAUCAAGUAUAUUGGUACCCCAGCUUGGAAGACUCGUGUUGCGACUCAUGCCACGACCAAGGCUGAGAAGGGUGAUGUUGAGGCUAAGCUGAGCCACGCUACGCAUGAGGAGGUGCCUCAGCGUUCUCCAUCGCCAGCUGAGAAGUAG